Peronospora matthiolae is the source of this 2334-nucleotide messenger RNA. Lineage: Eukaryota; Oomycota; Peronosporomycetes; Peronosporales; Peronosporaceae. The record is from the annotation of a GenBank genome assembly.
AUGAUGGAACACGCUGGACUGGGAAAGAGCUACUGGGGUGAAGCAGUGAUGACGGCGAUGUUUCUUCGAAACCGCUGUCCAACACGUGCCAUUCACCAAGACAAGUCUCCAUAUCAAGUGUGGACGAUGAAGAAACCGAUUCUGGCCAACCUUAAAGUGUUUGGAUGCCACGCGUAUGUUCAAGUGCCUCAAGACAAACGCGCGAAGUUCGACUCCAAGUCAUCACUCUGUCGUUUCCUGGGAUACGCCGAACACCAGAAGUCAUAUCGAUUUGAGGAAGUGUCAACAGGAGCGAUCAAGAUCAGUCGCGAUGCCACAUUCAUGGAAGACAAGUUUGAUGAAGGUCCGCGCAACUACAACGAUGAGUCAAGUGUCGUUGAGUUUGAUGAUCAUGAUGAGGACGAAGAAAAAGAAGAAGGUAAAACUGACGACGACAUGGACUCGAGCGACGAUGACAACGAAGACACCAGGUCUUCGAAGAGCAACAUCAAGAGACACACGCGCACUCAAUCACUUGAGAAAGCUACCGUCAUUCCAAGUCCCAAGCGAAGAACAUACAGAGGUCCGUCGCUUGAGCAUGUGUCAGCGGCUGCAAUGGAUUUUGAAGCAGCCUACAUCGUUGAUUCAGUGGGGGAAACGCCGACUACAUUCAAGUCGGCGAUGGAAUCAAGCGACUCCGGCAAGUGGAAAGAAGCGUGUGACUCGGAGUUCGAUUCGCUUCAGAGAAACGACACGUGGGAAAUCGUGCCUCUUCCGAAAGGUCGCAAGGCCAUCGGGUGCCGAUGGGUUUUUCGUGUAAAGGAGAAUCAAGAUGGCGAAGUUGAACGUUUCAAGGCAAGACUUGUGGCCAAAGGAUUCUCACAGGAAUUUGGAGUUGACUAUGAAGAAACUUUCGCACCGGUGGCCAAGUUCACAUCGAUUCGUGUGGUGCUCAGUAUGGCGGCUAAGUACGGCCUAAUGCUACAUCAGAUGGACGUCAAGACAGCGUUUCUUAACGGCUCCCUCAACGAAGACAUCUACAUGGACCAGCCGGACGGAUACCUGGAUACAACACAGCCGGACUAUGUGUGCAAGCUAAAGAGAUCACUCUACGGCUUGAAGCAAUCGCCUCGCAUGUGGAACCAAACAAUCGAUGGGUUCAUGAUCAAGAUGGGAUUCAAGAAGUGCGAAUCGGACCACUGCAUCUACAUCAAGCGAGACGACCAAGACAUGAUUCUCGUGGUGCUCUACGUCGAUGAUCUCAUCCUGGCCAGCAGCAACAACGAACUCCUCAAGUCAACCAAGAUGGCGCUGAGCAAACGCUUCGAAAUGACGGAUCUCGGUGAGCUCGAUUACUUUCUCGGCAUGGAGAUCAAGAACGACCGUAAGACGGGAAUGGUGACUGUACAACAAACCAAGUUUCUCAAGUCCGUGUUAACCAAGUUCGGAAUGGAUAACAGCAAGCCAGUGAAGACGCCUCAAGAUCCCGGCCUGAAGCUAACCAAGAACAUGUGUGAACAAGAAUGCAAGCACGAAGACACCAUGUGCAACGUGCCAUAUCGAAGUGCUGUCGGAGGCAUCAUGUAUCUCAUGGUCGCCACACGUCCGGAUCUAGCUGCUGCAGUGGGAUCAUUAUCCCAGUUCUCGUCCGACCCAUGCCCGACUCACUGGCAAGCUUUGAAGCGUGUGCUGAGAUACCUGCAAGCAACGCCCAAUCAUGGUCUUGAGUUUACACGUGAAGAAGGAAGCCGUAUCUGCGGGUACACCGACGCAGACUGGGCCGGCGACAUUGAGUCAAGACGAAGUACAAGCGGCUAUGUGUUCAUGAUGAGCGGAGGAUGCAUCAGCUGGAAAAGCCAGAAACAACGGACGGUCGCGCUAUCUUCAACAGAAGCAGAAUACAUGGCGCUUUCCGAAGCAACCAAAGAAGCAGUAUGGCUCAAAGUGCUUUUGGGGGAACUUGGUGAGAUGACAAGCGACGAAGCGAUCAAGAUGUAUGAAGACAACCAAGGAUCAAUCGCUCUCGCCAAGAACCCGGAGUUCCAUAAGAGAACAAAACACAUCGACAUACGCUACCAUUUUGUGCGUGAGAAGGUGGAAUCAGGUGAAGUCGUUUUGGAGUAUUGCCCGACUCAAGAUAUGCUGGCAGACAUGAUGACCAAGCCGAUCGCCGCUGUACAAUUUGAAAACAUUCGCGAUCGACUUUGGAUCCAAGGUGCCGCAGCUAACGAGUCGAGAGGGAGUGUUGAAAAGACAGCGGCUGUGAAGAAGACACCUCGUCAAGCUGCGUCAAGUGUUGAAGCAAGUGGAAGACCAAGCUUCGCUAUACCGGUGGGUACCGGUAUGUACCAGUAA